Molecule: messenger RNA, 3346 nt
Organism: Nymphaea colorata (pocket water lily)
Lineage: Eukaryota; Viridiplantae; Streptophyta; Magnoliopsida; Nymphaeales; Nymphaeaceae
Product: protein ROLLING AND ERECT LEAF 2-like
Exons: 4
Coding region: 645-2858 (737 amino acids)
Source: RefSeq, a predicted model, not a curated record
ACCAGGACCGCCAUUAAUCAACGCCAAACUCACGAAACUAAAUGGAAAGCAUCCACAGAUUAGAUUUUGUUUACAGCAGCAGCCGUUCCCAUUAAAGAAGUGUUAAAAACAACAUGAGAAUUUAAUACCGAUGACGACAGGAACCAUAACUCACUCUGUCCCAGAACACAAAGAGUCGUUCGGUUCCCAAAACACCCAGAAAGCUUUGACUCACGCCGCUGCUUGCUCGGUUGCUCCAGCAGCUGCUUGCUCCAGAACUCCCCACCAUUGCUAGAGAGAGAAAGGGGAGGGUUUCUGGAGCAGAGGAAGACGACCCACCUCUUUUCUACUUCCUUUCUCCUUGAACUGAGUCGGCCGCUGCUCCAGAGCUCCGGUUCUGGGGAGACAAUGGGUGGCGCCGCCGCCUAGACAAAGAACAAGAAGGAUUCCCAAGGAAGAAGUUUCACCUCCAUUCUCUCCUCUAGCUGUUUCAGUGCAGCGGAGAGAUAGAAAGAGACAUAAGGAGAGAGAGAGAGAGAGCCGCCUACCUCUUCGACAAGCCUUUCUAUUUUCUCAGCUUGGCUCUCAGUAGCAGGCCAGCUUCUGCUGCUGCAGAGCAUCAUUCCUAAAGAGAAAGGUGUCUGUGUGAGCUAAAGUAGGAGAGAAUGGGUGCAUGCUUGAGUUCUAGAAUGGGUAAGCUAGGGGAGGGAGACGAAGGAGACGUGGUUGCUCUCUGCAAAGAGAGGAAGCGUCUCAUAAAGGCCACCAUCGAGCGCCGCUACGCCUUUGCUGACGCCCACUACAGAUAUAUGCUUUCCCUGAAGGCAAUGGCGGACGCGUGCAGGCUCUUUGCCUCCGCGCACACCUCUCCCGCGCCUUUGUUCAUAGCACUCCCUGAGCCCGUUUCAUCCUCACCGCCGGACAGCCCUCCUGCUGCACCUCGCCUCUCUCUUCCUCGCUGUUGUUCUUCUUCUUCCUCCUCAUUGUCCUCGCCUUCCCCGUGUUCGUCUUCACCGGACAUAAGCGCCCCGGUGACAGCAGAGGAAGCGCAGACCGUGUUUCAACCCCCACCACCGUCGACGUUUGGCUGGGAUUUCUUCUUUAACCCGUUCGACGAUUUUGGGGCCAAGGGAGGGAGGAUGAGCCGAAGCUCGGACGAGGAUUUGAGGAUGGUGAGGGAAGAAGAGGGCAUUCCAGAGCUCGAGGAAGUCGACGACGACAGUGAUAGCGGCGAUGGUGAUGCUGUUGCUGAUGCUCACACCUCUGCUGAUGAUGAAGUUGUUGUUGUUGAUGGUGGUGGCGACGGCGGUGGCAGCGAUGGAGAGGAUGGAUGUGGUGGAAACGAAAUAAGCGACGAUGAGAGCGUAGCAAAGAUGGUAGCGAUUGGAAAGGUUGAAGGAGAGAAGGAGCAGAGUCAGCAGCAGAGAGGACUAACGGUGAUCGACACACCGGCAAGGGAAAGGGACCUUCUUGAUGCGUUAAAGGAUGUUGAGGACCAUUUCAUCAGAGCAUAUGAUUCAGGAAAGGAAGUUUGCAGAAUGCUGGAGGCAAACAGGUUCCACCUCUGCUCUGGUUUGGAGGAAAUCAAAGAGAGCUCCUCGAAAAUCAUCCAUGCAAUAACAUGGCAUCGUUCCUCUUCCUCAUCCCAAUGCUCAUCAUCACGUCGUAGUUUUCUCUCAUCCACUGAUUUUGACAGCACCUGGAAAAGUUUCAGCAAUGAUCUUUUUGAGGAGUGUGGGAUGGUAUCAGGAAGCCAUUCAUUAACACUAGACAGGUUGUUUGCUUGGGAAAAGAAAUUGUAUGAUGAAGUGAAGGCUGGUGAUCAAACAAGAAGGAUCUAUGAGCGCAAGCGUUUGCAGCUGAGCAAUCAGGAAGCUAGAGGAGAUGAUUUACAAUCUGUAGACAAAACUAGGGCUGCCGUCAAAGAUCUUUAUACAAGAAUCUUGGUUGCCAUACGUGCUGCUGAGUCCAUAUCAAUAAGGAUUCAUAAAUUAAGAGAUGAGGAGUUGCAACCUCAGAUUGCUGAGCUACUAGAAGGGCUGAUGAACUGCUGGAAGAUAAUGCUUGAAUCACAUGACACUCAGAAUCAAAUAAUGUUUGAAGUGAAAUCUUUCACAAGCUCUGCAGCUGGAAAGUUUUGUGGUGAUUCUCAUCGUCAUGCAACCCUUCAGCUGGAGAAUGAACUCCAAAACUGGCGAUUAUGCUUUAAUGAGUGGAUUGGUACCCAGAGGACAUAUGUUGAAGCUCUCGGUGGUUGGCUGUCUAAAUUCAUCAUCCCUGAAGCUGAAUUUUGCUCCAGUGAAACACCCUUCCCUUCAUAUAGAGGUGGUGGUCCUCCAUUAAACAUGAUGUGCCGGAAAUGGCUAGCUUCAUUUGAUAGCCUUCCUCACAGGGCCGUCUCUUAUUCCAUCAAAAGUUUCUGCAGGGAUGUUCGAACUCUGUGGGCACAACAGGGAGAGGAACAAAAGCUGAAACGUAAGGUUGAAGGCCUUGCUAAAGAACUUGACAGACGAGUUUUUGCACUUCAAAAAGUAGAGAAGAGAAUACUGGAAUCUAAAUUAUCUGACUCAAAAGAAGAAGGAGACGUGGGAAACAGAAUUGAUUACUUGAUUGGAAGGAAAGAUUUGAUAGACAUGUUCAGAAGGCGGUUGGAUGUUGAGAAAGAGAAGCAUCACAAGUGUAUGCAGGAAACAAAGCAUGUUACACUUAAUGGUUUUCAGACGGGAUUGACGUCAGUAUUUGAAUCAUUGACAGAGUUUUCAAAAGCGUCUGCUAAAAUGUAUGAAGAACUUGUGCUGUAUUAUAAGAAAGCAAACAUGGCAAAGGACACCAGUAAUCCACGCAUUGAAGGACCAAAGGUUGAUGUAGACAGUGGAUGAGUUGAGGACGUGGGGGGCUUAUGGAGGAACAGUGCGUAGUUCCGUCUCCGUUAACUCGACCAACUGUUGGUUUGUCACCAAUGUGGAGGUGUAGGUCUCCGUAUUUUAUAUGAAAACAGCUGUCUUCUGAUCAGCCAUUUUACAAGUUUAGAUGAUGACAACAGCGUUCGCAUGGAUCUGUCUCUUAUUGGUGCGAAUCUUCUCAGUAACCUGAGACUCUGAGAGUGGCUUUACAGGAAGCAUGUGAAUGGUCUCCCACCAUUUUGGUUGCACUGCUUUGCUGUUGUUGAUACUUGAACAAAGGGUUGGAUAGAAAGUAGAGGCUUUUUAGGUGGGCUCCAUGUUGUAAGUAAAUGUAUGAUAUUGCAUCUGGGAAUCAGAAAACCAUGAAGUGAUGGUAAAUUAGUAUGUAUCCCUCUAGUCCAGUAUUUUACUGGAAAGUAAUUUAGUUUUUGCAGCAGUUUCUCCUCUUAACUAGUUUUGAUCAU